Messenger RNA from Naegleria lovaniensis, 1827 nucleotides. RefSeq lists its product as uncharacterized. NCBI's taxonomy places the organism in Eukaryota, Heterolobosea, Eutetramitea, Acrasida, Naegleriidae. Gene Ontology annotation, biological process: transmembrane transport. The transcript has a single exon. Gene Ontology annotation, cellular component: Golgi membrane; endoplasmic reticulum membrane. Gene Ontology annotation, molecular function: transmembrane transporter activity. The coding region runs from base 1 to 1827 and encodes 608 amino acids. The record is from RefSeq and is a predicted model, not a curated record.
AUGAGUAGUGGCAGCACAAGUUUCAGCACCAUCGGAAUUGGAGGUGGUGGAGAACUCACGAGUAGAAAUACAUCACUCGUAGCCUCCACUCAUACAAACAAGAAGAAUUACGUUGACGGUAUGAAGAAUAAUGAUGAUUCCAACGAUCUUGAAAACGUUGAAUUGUUGUCCAUCACCAUUCCAUCCUCUUCAACCAAGAAUACUGUACUACUGCCUAACCACAACCACAACGUUGAUCAUCAUCAUCAGAUGCCUUCCACAAUUCCAAGUACAAGCAAAACAUUUUUUCAAACAUCAUCGGAGCCUUCAAUAUCAGGUAGUAAUAGCCUAUUCAACAGCAACAACACCAAUAAUGCCACGUCUUCAUUAUUGAAUAAUAUUCAACAAGAGGAGGAUGAGAAAUAUCAUGGUCUCAAAGAAUCAACCAAAUUAUUAUUCUUUGAUUUGACCCAUCUUCCUUCCUAUAUCCAAUUUAUAUUAACGGCUAGCUUUUUAACUUUCUGUUUCAUGGUUUCAGGUGUUACACAAGAAUCAAUAUUUACCACAUACAAGGGAUUUGAUUAUGGAUUCUUUUUGACUUUAUGUCAAUUCGCGGUUUAUGCAUUCUUUGGUGCCAUUAAUAGGAGAUUAUCACUUGCAAAUCAUCAUCAUAGCAGUGGUGGUAGUAGUAAUAGUUUCAAUCACGAAUUGAGUAGUACUACAACAAGUAGUAGAAGUAACAACCACAUGAAUGGUACUGCUACUGAAUUCAAUUCCAAUACAACACCAACAACUCAUUCCGAAGUAUUAACACCGUUAUCACCUGUGAGUGCUCACAUUAAUAAUUUGGAAGGAGAUGAUGAUUUCGAUGAAACAUAUAAGAGUGGAGGAAUGACUUCUUCUUCUUCGUCCCUCUCUCUUUUCACUUCAUCAUUGAAAUAUUCACUUCCAACCUAUCAGAAUAAUACCAUUGUUGUGAAUCAUAUUUAUCAAUCACCUCCUCCUUUGAAAUAUUAUCUCAUGCUGAGCUCUUUUCAAGUCAUUGGAAUGGGAUUAGGAAAUGAAUCGAUGGCUUACUUGAAUUAUCCCACAAAAAUUCUUUUUAAAAGUUCCAAAUUAUUGGUGGCCAUGUUUGUUGGAGUUUUAUUAUUGAAAAAGAGAUACAAAUAUUUGGAUUAUGUCGCUAGUUUAUUCUUAAUAUUUGGAUUACUCACUUUGUAUGGAGCGAAUCAAAGUGUUUCUAAUAUCAAAUUUGAGAGUAUUGGAGUGAUACUCAUUACAUGCUCUUUAUUAUUUGAUUCUAUUUCUUCCAAUUUACAAGAAAAGAUUUUAAGAGAAUUGGAACGAAGUGAAACGGAAUUAAUUUAUUUUGCGUACAUGAUUGGUACAUUCUUUUUAGUAUUCAUUUGUGCAUUUACCAAUCAAUUGAUACCACCCAUAGCUUAUUGCAUGGAACAUCCAUCUAUUUUAAUCAUGAUUUUUAUUUAUUGUUUUAUCAGCUAUUUAGGUUCAGUCUAUGUGAAUAAGAUAACCAAAAAGUAUGGAAUUCUCAUUACUCUCACCAUUACAAGCACUCGAAAAGUGUUGAGUAUUAUAUUGAGUUAUAUUAUAUUUCCUAAACCUAUUCAUUUCAAUCAUACCAUUGCUAUCAUGUUGGUGUUUACUGGAGUUUUCAUUAGAGUUUACUGUAAACAAAAGAGAGCCAUUGAUCAAUACUUGAACUCUUUCAUGAAUCGAGUGAUGCAAACGUUCAAUUUAAAAAAUAUUGGAAAGACACGCCUGUUAUUCCCUUUUCAUGCACAUAAUCAUUCCACACAAAUGGAUAAAUCUGGAACGUGUGAGGUGUGA